Molecule: messenger RNA, 4815 nt
Organism: Salmo salar (Atlantic salmon)
Lineage: Eukaryota; Metazoa; Chordata; Actinopteri; Salmoniformes; Salmonidae
Product: protein Wnt-6-like
Biological process (GO): multicellular organism development; cell fate commitment; neuron differentiation
Cellular component (GO): extracellular region
Molecular function (GO): cytokine activity; frizzled binding
Source: RefSeq, a predicted model, not a curated record
GCGCAGACACCCGGAUAAAUUUGUGGGUUUUGCGCCUACCUGUGAAUCGAAACCGACACUUCGAUGCCGAGUAAAAUUUUACGGUUGUUACCAAGGCCAAUAGAUUGUAUUACUUUUGCACUAAAACGUUAGCAUUGCUGGUCCUUGGGUUUACUUUUCUGCCCAAGGUCUGGCUACAUUCCAUCACCCCCGGGCUGUAGUAUCCUUGCUGCCAGAUUAAAAUCGCUGUGCUAUUGGAAUUUGGGUGUUUUAGUUAGGACGUGCUUGUCACCUCUGCCUCUGGUAUUUCAGUCUUGACUCUUUCUGCCAGAGAGACGACUAUGAAGAGGUUAACACAUUUCAUCACGAUGUCUCUUCCCUCCUGACCGUGUAAUCGAACUUUAGUGGUGCAUCCAAAGAGUCUUUCAAAGGACUUUUUGAGCAUUUAGUGGGUGUGCUGAAUCCUGCAGAUUACGAACUCCGCAGGACAUCCAAUGAAAACAACAACACCUUAAUUGAAUUGGGGAUUGGCGGCUCUCACUUUUUAAUUUAACGUUGUUGUUUUUUUGAAGGACACUCUCUCAUCAUGACGAUUCCAUUAUCUCGGACUCAACUAGCCCUGUUUUUCAUCCUCUUAUGUCCGGUCAAUAUCAUUGGGUUAUGGUGGGCAGUGGGGAGCCCUCUAGUCAUGGACCCCAAUAGUAUCUGUCGGAAGACCAAGCGGCUAGCGGGCAAGCAGGCUGAGCUGUGCCAGAACCAGCCAGAGAUCGUCCACGAGGUCGCCAAGGGUGCCAAGCUGGGUGUGCGGGAGUGCCAGUACCAGUUUCGUUUUCGCCGCUGGAACUGCACCAGUCAGAACAAGUACUUUGGCAAAAUACUCCAACAAGACAUCCGGGAGACAGCGUUUGUGUACGCCAUCACAGCAGCUGGGGUGACCCACACGGUUACUCAGGCCUGCAGUAUGGGGGAGCUGCUGCAGUGUGGCUGUGAGGCGACCAGGAGCAGGGCUCCCCCCCGGCCUGCCUCCUCCUCCUCCUCCACCACCACCUCUGGCGAGGGAGUCAAGUGGGAGUGGGGCGGCUGCGGAGACGACGUGGAGUUUGGCUACGAGAAGUCCAAGCAGUUCAUGGAUGCCAAGAGGAAAAAGGGCAAGAGUGACAUCAGGACGUUGAUCGAUCUCCACAACAACGAAGCAGGACGACUGGCGGUGAGGAAUUAUAUGAGGACUGAAUGUAAAUGUCAUGGCCUGUCCGGGUCUUGCACAAUCCGGACCUGCUGGAAAAAGAUGCCUCACUUUCGCGAGGUGGGUGAUCGCCUGCUGGAACGGUUCAAUGGAGCUUCCAAGGUGAUGGGAGGCAAUGAUGGCAAGACCCUGGUUCCCGUAGGCCAGAACAUCAAGCCUCCGGACAAACAGGACCUGAUUUACUCGGCCGAGUCGCCCGACUUCUGCUCGCCCAAUAGGAAGACGGGCUCACUGGGCACGCGGGGCCGUAUGUGCAACAGCACAGCCAUGGACGUGAGUGGCUGUGACCUGCUGUGCUGUGAGCGUGGCUACCGGGACGAGACGGUGGUGUUCGAGGAGAACUGCCUCUGCCGCUUCCACUGGUGCUGCGUGGUGCAGUGUAAGAAGUGCUCGGUGAGGAAAGAACUCAGUCUCUGUCACUAGCAUUACCAUAGUGAAGCUGGGUUGGUUUCAGGCCUGCCCUCUUCUGCCUCACACGAAAGAUGCACUGAGAUCAUGCUCCCACUGUUCAAUUCAGGAGCACGCUGAGAGAUUAGUAUCUUAUCUAGGAUCAUCUUGGACAGACAGCUGCAGUAACUCUUCUCUCAAGCUGUAGAACAGUCCAGAAUGGCCACUACUCCAGUGCUCACCACGUAGAGCUCUAUGAUCCUGAAACGGAGGCUCUUUUAGGCUCUUUUUCUAGAAACCCACUGAAGGAACUUACCCAACAAUUGUUCCAGCUCUCCAGAGUGGAAUAUUGAAGGUCACAUCUAAGGUUAAAAGUAAAAUUUCAGCUCCGAGAACGCUCUAGAACAGAAUGUUUGGUCCCAUCUCAUAGAAGACAAUCAGAUAGCUUGGUACCAUUCUCAAUCGUCGGUACGGAGGUCGUUGCCUCUAAAGCAGUGGUUCCCAAACGUGUUUGCACAGUGACCCACCUCAAGCCUUUAGCCAUUGAACCAGAAAAUAGCAUAACAACUGUUUCUAGCCUCAAACCCAAUGCCAAUACCCUCUAGGAACAUGCUACAACCCACAAUUAGGGAAACACUCUUCAUAGUCAGUUAACCAUGUAACUACAAGUGGGGACUAUUGUAACAAAAGCAUAAUGACUUUUGGGUGUGGAAAAUAAGACUAUGGUCUUGGUAAUAAGAUAGUAAGCACAUCAGCAUGUUACGUUUCUAUAUACAGUAACUGGAAUGUUAUGAAAAAGGAAAAUGGACAUGCACUACAUGGAAUACAGGUAUCAAGCACAAAACAUAUGAAAAAGGGAAAUGUGGGGGUUAUUUGUUUGGAGGACGAACCCCAUCAUGUUUCAUGGUGAGGAGCUGAACUGACACCCGAGACUAUUAUUUAUGAACAUUUUAUGACAAGACUACUCAUAGUGAUUUAGGUGAGGAACGUGCCUACCAUCUCUCUGAAAAGCACUUUGGAUAUGGGAGCUGUCUAUGUAAACCAUAUGUUACAUUGGUUGUUGUUUGAGUAGCUUGCAAAUGGAGAAACGAGUUGCGACUUUUUUUCGGAUGAGGUGCAGUAUUGAGAAAGUAUAAUAUUAUGUUUAUCUGUUUAAUAUACAGGGCUUUUGUAUGCACUUUCAAUUAAAGCAUUUGUUGCGUAUAGAUUUGUUACAUAUAGUCAUGUUGUGCAGAAUGGCCAUUCCACAAUCACAUACAAUGCUGACAAUGAAUCCAUCCAUUUGUCUCUUUGAUAAGUCAACUCGCUGAAGUGAGUUGGAUGUCAGGAAGCCCAUUUCUUUUGACUCUCUGCCUACGUUCUUCGGAAUAUGCAGAUCAGAUCUCUGCUCAUUUUUAUGGGGGAAACAAAACCUAUCUUCACCGUGAUUAAUAAUAACAAUUACUUAUGAAGCGUGUUGUACCCAAACGAGCUGUACAUUUUCACUUUUUACGUGUAUAGGUCUAAGGUAUUUAAGUGUACUGUGUCUUACCCUUCUUUUAGAGUAUGUUUUUGUUGCUACUUACCUUUCAGGGAUCUGUAAGAUCUUUUGUUGGGCAAAAGAGAGAGAGAGAGAGAGUACAAUGAGGGAUGACAUCGCUACAAUUUAUUGCCAAUAUGCCAUGGUUUAUGACCAGAUUAUUCCUUGCCAGAGGGUUCAUCGUUAAUAUUGUUACCAUGACAGUGGGUACACACUGCACAAGAUUACUCUAUCCUCGGAGCUACUAGUCCUGCCUGGAGUCCGCACCAUUCGAUUUUUCAUUUACCUAAAUGAUGUUUUUGUACAAAAGCACAUCACGUUAAGGGAGAAAAACUUGGUAUAAUGGAACUAUUCUGACUGAGCUCUGCAACAAUAUUAGGCAUACUUUACGAAAGCAGUAGAAUUGACCACUUUACCUUGUUAAGUUUGGGUUGCAGUCGACCAAAUUAGGAAAUCAGACCAAAUGUGGCUAUUCCUAUGUCAGAUACACUCAGUGGCCAAUUUAUUAGGUUCACCGAAAAUGGUUCGCUCCUACAGAGUGAGUCACGUGGCUAUGGCUUGCUAUAUAAAGCAGGCAGACGGGUAUUGAGGCAUUCAGUUACUGUUCGAUUGAACGUUAGAAUGGCCAAAACUUUGAGUGUGGCAUGAUCGUUGGUGCCAGGCACACCAGUUGCAGUACCUCAGAAAUUGCCGGCCUCCUGGGUUUUUCACGCACAACAGCGUCUAGGGUUUACUGAGAAUGGUGCGACAAACAAAAAAAAACAUCCAGUCAGCGUCAGUCCUGUUGGGGAAAAUAGCUUGUUGAUGAGAAAGGUCGAAGGAGAAUGACAAGAAUCGUGCAAGCUAACAGGGGGGCCACAAACAGACAAAUAACGGCGCAGUAGAACAGUGGUGUUCAGAACAGCAUCACGCAACGUCCAACUUGUCACGGAUGGGCUAUUGCAGUAGAUUCCACUCCUAUCAGUCAAAAACUACAAGAAGCGGCUCCAGUGUGCAUGCGAUCACCAACACUGGACAACUGAGGGUGGAAAAACAUUGCCUCUCCCGACGAAUCCCGUUUCCUGUUGAGUCAUCAGGAUUUGCCGUAAGCAUUAUGAGUCCAUGGUCCAUCCUGCCUAGUGUUAACGGUAUAUACUGGUGGCGGUGGUGUAAUGGUGUGUGAAAUGUUUUCCUAGCAACGUUUGAACACCGCACCUUGUAGAAUCCAUGCCCCGAAGAAUUCAUGCUGUUCUGGAGGCAAAGGGGGGUCUGACCCAGUACUAGAUGGGUGUACCUAAAAAACUGGCCAUUAUAUUAUCCCCAUAGAGCAACUUUAGGACUUGUUGGGCUGCCAGGAGUUUUUCGCUGUUACUGUAUGUAUGUUUAAACAGCCCUUGUCAAAAUGGAAGAAAGCUGCUUUGACGUUUUCUUGAUUCUAAGGGAAGACACAAUUUCCAAGUUUUGAAAACAUGAUUUUGUCAGGGCAUGUUGAAUGAUCUGAAGAGAAUUCGUCAGCAUUUGUUUGGAUUCAGAGACAGAAUUUUGACUUUCAUAAUUGCUUGUUCAUUGAUUAAACGUUUGUAUUCUACAAAGUUCAUUUCAUAUCCAUGUUGUUAUUUUCCAGUUACAGUAUGUGUAGAAAUUGGAAUGAAUUGACAAGUGAGUUUCUGCACUUACUAUACAAAUAAAAAGUCAACUGUUCUCUCUA